Trypanosoma theileri is the source of this 1458-nucleotide messenger RNA. RefSeq lists its product as uncharacterized. The record is from RefSeq and is a predicted model, not a curated record. Bases 1 to 1458 code for a protein of 485 amino acids. Gene Ontology annotation, molecular function: protein binding. Lineage: Eukaryota; Euglenozoa; Kinetoplastea; Trypanosomatida; Trypanosomatidae. The transcript has a single exon.
AUGGACCGGAACAAUGGUGGAGGUAAAGAUAUACGCAAUGAUGUUGAUGAUGGACUCUAUCGAGCAGCGCGUUUUUUCUUUGUUGAAGAUAACGUAGAUGAUGUGGAGUUUGGCUCAAAUCCCCUCGGCUUACCGGCGGCAUCUUCCCCAAGAAACAACACGAAUUCCUUAGCCACUGUCUCUCUACACUCCAUGAUACCAGAUGAUGAUUCCGAAACUGAAAGCAGUAGUAGUAGUAGUAGUUGUUUUAGUAGUAGUAGUAGUAGUAGUAGUAGUAGUAUUGAUGAUAAUGAUAGUGGUAUUGUUGUUAUUAAUGCUUCUCGUGGGAAUGAUAAUAUGAGUGGUAAUAAUGUUAAUGUUCCCAGUAAAGUAGAGCCACAUGGAAAUGAGGGAAAGAAUAUUCUCUUCUCGAGUCGUGAGAGUGGUGAUAAGGCAAUUAAUAAGGAUAUGGAGAAAAACAAGAAGACUGUUGUGGUAGAGAAACCAAUAAAUGUAGUGAGAGUACCCACAAAAGAAACAACAACAACAGCAGCAGUAGAGAAAGAGAAAGAGAAGGAUAGUGAAGGGGAUGAAUGUACAUUUACUUCACCAGUAAAGGAGGGGACUUCUUCAGAUAACAGUAAACCAAAAAUAUGGAAUACUUCUCGUAUAUUUCUUCGUAUUUUAACAUUUUGCAAUUGUUCGGAUCUUUGUAGUGUUAUGCUCGUAUGUAAACGAUUUCAUCACCUAGCUACACGUGAUACAUUGUGGAAAGGUAUUCUCAAUCGCAUGAAUUUACAACCACUUCUUAGUAUGCCUGAAUCUCCCACACAAGACUAUUAUCAAUACUUUAUUCAUCAAAUUAUUACCACUAAAGCCAUUCAUGGGCAUUAUUUUUUUAUGGCAGCCACCCCACCAGAAGGUACAUUUGGUAUUGGUGGUUUUAAUCAAAUUGUACAUGGAAAUGGUAAAUGGGAUAGUGAUGAUGACUACGAUGAUGAUGAUGAUGGAAGAGGCGGUUCUGUCUUUUCCGCCUGUUCACCCACCGCAGAUGACGACUCUAUCUACACAGUUGAAUCCAUUACCCUUAGACUCUCCUCUGCCUUGCUUGGUCAAAUAAAUCACAGUAUUGGUCGUGUACAGAUGCUUAUUGGGUAUAAGGAUAAAGUAUCUGAGAUCAUUCAAGGUGCAGCGCGAUUCUCUUGGCGUCGUGGAUGUUUUGUUUUCUGUUGUUCCUCCUUUGGAUCAACUCUCGCUGGUCCUAUCUUUACAGUGGCUAUCAAUACAGUGCAGAAGCCAUGGCCAAAUCAAUCGAAGGAGCAGUUCAGUUCUCAUAAAGGAGGUCUGCGGUUUAUUAUGACUCCGGUGUUGCCAGAAGGGGCUGGUCCGGAAUCGCGUAUUAAUGAGACGGAUAUUUUAAGUGUGAGUCGUGCCCUAAUAAAUCACAAUUCACAAGAACACGAAGUAGCGCAGACAUAA